UCGCACAGCCAUGAACUUCAGUGACGACCCCUUGGCAGAUCUGCUUAGCGACAAUAGUCUGGAAAAUGACAGUUUCUUCGAUAAUCCGGUGGGCAAAAAACCAGCUAAUCGUAUAGGCAAGAAUAAAAAUAAAUUGGAUGAUUUAUUUGGAAUUAAAGAAGAAAGUGAAGUUUCAAAGCAGUCAGUUCCAAAAACACGUCAGCCGCAAUACACCAGCACGACAAAUGUUAGUAGCACAACGCGCAAAGAUCUGCCCCAAGACGAUGAUGAUGAUUUAGGUUUCGAUCCACAAAAACCAAAAGCUGGCGGUAAGCUAAAUUUGUUGGACGAUUUGCUUGCAAGUUCCGGCAUUAACGAACCAAAACGUCCCGCGACCGCGCAACCAACAACUGGGCGCCGCGACACAGAAAAACCAGCUAUUUCGCGACAAUCAACUGAAACUACCACCGACACCUCAAAUGUUCUCCUGACACAACCCCGUCCGAAAACAUCAGCUGGCCGUCGCAGUUCAAGUACUUCGAAUGCCAUGAAUACCGAUCCUCUGGGUCUUUUUGGUCCACAAUCUAAAGAGCGUGACAAAGAGCCCUCCACUUCUGGCUUAUCAACGCCAAAGGCCAGAAAACGUGGCACCACCGCAGAUUGGCUUGGUUUGAGCACGGAACCGGAAGUCGUGGACAAGGCUGACAUUUUACCAGAUUCAUCACUGCACACAUCGAAGCAGCCAACAACAACAUCGCUUACAACAACUGCCAGCACAGCUAGAGAAACUAUGGACAUUUUAAAACUACCUGAUAAUGAGGCGCCUCCACAAGCAGAACAGCAUACGCUGCGCGAGGAAAUGCUAGCUGUGCCACAAUUUACGCCUUCGGCGGCAGCGGGUUGCAGCACUGCGCAAAAUAUACUCCUACUCAAUACGCACAAUAUGGAAAUGAAAAACGCUUUCACGGCAUUGCAGCAGCAGGAAUCACAAUUAGCAUUGGCGGCACAAAUGAAAAAUCAAGAGCGCGCUUUGCUGGAAAUGCAGCGUAAACAAGAAGCGCUACUGCAGCAGCAGGAGCGACAAUUUCAGGCGCUUAUGCAACAGCAGCUUCAGCGUCAACAACAAAUGGAGGAGCAUAUAAAGAUGCAGCAGCAACGCAUUAACACGCACAUUCAACUGCUGAUGUCGCAACCUGCGAUGCUAGCGCCAAUGUCCUCAGUACCACCACCACCGAUAACGGCUGAUACGCUGGGUGAACGCGUUGGCUCACCAGAUGGCACGCCAGAUAAGUCCGAUGACGCGCGUGGUGUGUUGGCAGAUCGGCGUGGCCACGGCGGCAGCCGUAGUCGCAGCCAGAGUCAGAGUAGACCUGUUUCACCGCGGGAGAUUGCGCUGGAAACUGUACAACUAGAAGCUGAUGUGAAGCGCUUGGAGUUGGAAAAACUGCGUUUGGAGGAAUUAGUGGCAAAUCAAAAGGUGAACUACGAGCGUGAAAUAGAGUUAAUUGAACGUUCAUACAAGAAGCAGAUUGAAGUGCUCGAGAACCAUACGCAGUCGAUGGAAACACGCCUAAAAGCAGAAUUGGAUGAGCUUUCAAAGCAUUAUACGCAAAAGCUCGACACGUUAGAUAGCGAAAAACAGCGUAUUAAAUCAAAUUACGACGCUGAUUUUAGCGCGCUGAAGCAGGACCACGAGGAUGAACUGCGUAAGCUAAAGAAAUCCCAUGACGACGACUUAGAGAUGCUAAGGGAAGAGCAUCGCCGCAUGCUGGAAAAUGUGCGUCAGUCUAAAAUGCUCGAAUUCGCUGCAAUACAAGAGAAUGGCUCGUAUAUGGAGACGCUGAAGGCUGCUUCAAGUAAUCUAGAGAAUUUGAGUGACGGGCUGGAAGGUCUGCGCGAUGAAGUGCAAUCGCGUCUAGAAUUGCUGCAUAAAGAAAAAGAAAAGAAGCUGGAUGCACGCGAACGCCGACUUGAUGAUGCUGAACGACGCUUGAAGAUGAACGAAGAGUCCGCCGAGGAGGAGAAAAAGCGUCUUAUGAUGCUAGUUGGAAGCUUAGAACACCAAUUGACUAAACUUUCCAAAGACUCCGCUGAGGAAAACUGGCAACUACGCCAACGCAUGGCCGCACUUGAGGCCGAGAAGGCAGCAUUUGAGAAAGAGAAAGAGUUUGCGCGCGAACAAAUUGCGCGCGAUGAGAAACGCCUUGCCGACCUCAAAGAACAGCAGCUAGCUGAGUCGAAACGCGCGCUUGUUGAACUACAAGAAGAGCGCGCACGCCUCUACCUGGAACGUACCAAAAUCGAGACGGAACACAAGCUGAACUCUGGCUCGGAUGUGGAGAAACAACGCAUGGAAAUGGAUGCUGUUAUGAAGGUGGCACAAGAUGCAGCGCGUCAAGCGGAUGUUGAGCGUGAACGAUAUCACAAAGCUUUGCGCCAAUUAGAGCAACAAAAGCGCGAACUUAUCGACAAGGAGAACACUCUGCGCGCUAAAGAAGAUGAACUACAGCAGGAAAAUCUUUCAUUUCGUAUGGCUGAACAUAAGUCCCAAGAGGCGCAACAGAAAGCGCGUUCGGCCGAGCAAAAUUUCCAAAGGAAAAUACAACUGCUGCAGCAACGCAUGCGCGAACUGGGCGAGAAAGAGGUGAAUCUCUCACAAGAGCGCAUGGUGCUUACGCAGGAGCGCAUAGGAUUGCAGCAAUUGAAGACGCGUCUAUUGGAAAAGCGUUGCGCGCUAUGUAAAAUGGGUGAUCAGCGCGAAAAGGUGGUGCAAUUCUUUAGUAGCAAUGAUAAUGAGCUAGUUGCUAGUGAGGAAGGUGGGGGCGUUGGUGGAAGUGGCGUAGCAGGGGAUGCUUCCACGAAUCAGCGCGGUGUACAAGCGCUGCAGCAAAGCACAUCAGAUGAGCACAGAAUGCGUCACAUGCUGGAACAGGAAAAUAUUGUGGAUCGCAUGCUGGAUGAGAAUAUAGCCGAGUCGUAUCGCAAAAUGAGAGCGACAACAAGCAUGGAAUACUGGCCUGAGACGGUGUUGGACGAUGAUGCUAAGGAAAUGGCGUUGCAUAAUCUGGAUGGAGGUCUAUUGCGGUGAGGCGCAGAUGAUAUUUAGCC
Rhagoletis pomonella (apple maggot) is the source of this 3087-nucleotide messenger RNA. RefSeq names its product fas-binding factor 1 homolog (gene twy). The record is from RefSeq and is a predicted model, not a curated record. Gene Ontology annotation, biological process: cilium assembly; establishment of epithelial cell polarity. The transcript has a single exon. Gene Ontology annotation, cellular component: ciliary basal body; centriole; ciliary transition fiber. NCBI's taxonomy places the organism in Eukaryota, Metazoa, Arthropoda, Insecta, Diptera, Tephritidae. The coding region runs from base 11 to 3067 and encodes 1018 amino acids.